Molecule: messenger RNA, 1358 nt
Organism: Trichoderma harzianum CBS 226.95
Lineage: Eukaryota; Fungi; Ascomycota; Sordariomycetes; Hypocreales; Hypocreaceae
Exons: 3
Coding region: 50-1327 (425 amino acids)
Source: RefSeq, a predicted model, not a curated record
UAAUCAAGUGCUGGCGACAACACCGUCCGCGAAGACGGAAGAGAAGGACAUGAAAGUAGUUACUAAAUUCUCCACCACUGGUGUAAAUUUCCCCUUGACGCUAUCCCCUGAUAUCGGAGGGCAAGAUGUCGUCAUCUCUCAUCUGAUAAACAAGUUCCCCAUCGACUUUGCAUGGAGGCUUCCACCAGGAGCAAAAAGCUCACCCUUAUCUGCUAUAUUCACGAGUUUAAGCAGACGCGCGACCGCCUACGUCUCUGGAAUAUGUCUGGCCCAGGCGUUUUAUGCGCGGGCCCACAAACGGCAUGAUCUUAUGGCACAUGCAACAAUCCUGUAUAGUCGCUCGUUACAGCAUCUCCGCCAAGACUUGCAGGUAUUAGACAGGAGUACAUCUGCAGUAUCCAUGUACUCGAACUUGUGGAGUUCAUUUCUUCUUUGCCUUUACGAGAUCGUAUCUGGUGUUAGCUCGGCCGGGUGGCUUGAACACUGUCAUGGCAUCACCGCUCUUAUUCAAAUGCUAGGGCCUCAUGCCUUCCAGGAACUCGGCGCAAAUCUCAUGUUGGAGACAUACCGAGGCUUAAUUAUUGUGAAUUUUCUCGUCAAACGAAAGCGCUGUUUUCUCGAGGCUCCUGAUUGGAAGACGGUCCCCUGGACCAUCAAGAGGAAGUCACUAGGUUCGCAGCUCCAGGAUCUUUUCUGUGACGUCCCAGGGCUUAUGGAGGAGGUGGACGAGAUAAUGCAACAGUCAGCAUUGGGUCAUGAAACUGACACCAUGGAAGAGAACCUACGUGAGAAGGUGUCAAUUCUGAUGGAGCAAACAUGGCAGUUCCGUUGGCAGUGGGAGGCUGCGAACGCUAAUGCAUGCAAGGAGGUAACAUCCGCAGAAUAUGGCUCGAGCUCGUCAAGAGACCGGGGACCCUCGCCCUUUCCAACUGUUUUUCACUUUCAGAGCAUGGAUCGGGCUAUUGACAUUGCCUUUUUCAAUACCAUUCAACUUCUUCUCGACACCCUGUUGGAUCCCCUGGGACCUAGGUCAACGCCGUUUUUGAGUCCAUCACAACCACCAACGGGGCCCUUUACGAACCCUUUGCUUCUUCCGGGUCAAGGCAGCAGAGAUGAUCAUGCUCUUGAAAUCUGCCGAAUUGUCGAUUUUAUGUCCCAUUGCAAACAUGAUAGCCUGGGCAUGUUUAUGCUCAUGUUUCCUUUGUAUGUGGCACGCUCGUGCUUGGUUCAGCGUCCAGAUGUUAGCGCUUGGAUAACGAAUAUUUUAAGUACAUUAGUUCGCGAGAAGGGAUUUCAUAUUGGGGGACAUUUGUCGAAAGAGGAGUGAUGUUAAUUUGAUACUAGCAAAGAAAGAUAUC